CAAGACUGUUGUUCUAUCAAUGAGCAUGGCUUGGCAGCUUGGUCGGGCUAUGAGGCGGGCCAAACUAAACAACAGCAGUGUCCUAGAGGGCAUAGCUGCCCAGCAGAAUGGGACCAUACUCAUUGUUGGCAAGGUGACAGAUGUGGUACAUGUGACCAACAAAGGGUUUGGGAGGCUUGAGGCAGUCGUAGAAGGUCUGGAUACCUACAAAGGUCACAAGAUCAAGAUACUGGCA
Molecule: messenger RNA, 235 nt
Organism: Geodia barretti
Lineage: Eukaryota; Metazoa; Porifera; Demospongiae; Tetractinellida; Geodiidae
Source: the annotation of a GenBank genome assembly